CGGCAAUAUUGUAUGCCGUAUGGCGUACGCGCCAAACAGAAUUCUCUUAAUGGCGUACGAUUCGACAGCCGCGUGCGUGUGAACACUGAUAACACACCGGUUAGGUUGGCGCGCAUCGCGGGAAACGGGCACACGGCGUCUGUUUCUGAGCAGUCACGCACUUGGUGUGCUAUCGGUCAGUCCGGUAUAGUUGUGUUCUAACAAGUGACGAUUGCUUUCCGCCGGUUCUCUUUUAUUAUUUCAUUUACACCAAACUUGUGUUAUACAUAUUUUUUGUAACUCGCCCACCAUUUUAAAUUUCUAACCUAAUCGCCGGAGAAUAAGCUACUGAAAUCGCGGCUGUCUCCAUCCAUCGCCGUUUUCAUAAUUAUCAACUACCAUUGCAGCUCUAAGAGCAAUAUCCAUUUUAAAAAAUAACUAGUAGCCAGUUGGUGUUCAAUUUUUUCAAUAUGUCUAGUAGAAGUAUUCAUAAAAAUGAAUUACAAAAAAUUAUGAUAUUUAGACCAAAGUGGUCUGAAUUUCAAAAUUUCAGUCAAUAUGUGGAUUACAUGGAAAGUCAGGGAGCUCAUAAAGCUGGUAUCGCCAAAGUUAUUCCACCACCAGAAUGGACCCCUAGAAAAGAGAGUUAUUAUAGCGAUGAUAUAAUGAGUAUGCUUAUCCCUGCACCAAUCUGUCAAGAUGUCCGAGGUAAAACAGGAGUAUUCCAACAGCUGAAUAUUCAAAAGAAAGGUAUGACAGUAGCGCAGUAUAAGAAAAUGGCUGAAUCAGAUGAAUAUAAGGCACCAUAUUAUUUUGAUUAUGCCGAUCUGGAAAGAAAAUAUUGGAAAAAUCUAGUAUAUAAAUGUCCAAUAUAUGGUGCAGAUGUAUCGGGAAGUAUUACGGAUAAAGAUGUAGAAGUAUGGAAUAUUAAUAAACUGGGGACAGUAUUAGAUUACGUAAAUCAGGAUUACGGAAUCAGAAUUGAUGGGGUCAAUACAGCAUACCUUUACUUUGGUAUGUGGAAAACAUCAUUUGCAUGGCAUACUGAGGACAUGGAUUUAUAUAGUAUAAAUUAUAUACAUGAAGGAAGCCCAAAGUCAUGGUAUGCAAUACCACCAGAAUAUGGACGGCGAUUCGAAAGAGUGGCCAAUGGAUUUUUUUCUGAUGACUUUUCAACAUGUCCCGCAUAUCUAAGACAUAAAAUGUCAAUUAUAUCUCCACAGUUAUUAAAUACUCACAAUGUUCCAUUUGACAAGAUAACACAAGAGAAAGGUGAAUUUAUUAUAACAUUCCCCUAUGGUUAUCAUGCUGGAUUUAACCAUGGAUUUAAUAUGGCUGAAUCUACAAAUUUUGCGUCGCCCCGUUGGGUAGAAUAUGGGAAAAGAGCGACACUGUGUCGUUGUUGCAAGGACACAGUGAAAAUUGAUAUGGACACCUUUGUCAGGAGGUUACAACCUGAAAAGUAUAAAGACUGGCUUAAUGGUAAAGACAUUGGUUGCCACCCUGAAGACCCUACUCGUAAGUUUGCAGCACGUGUGCGUUAACCUAUUUUAAGUUUUGGACUUCAGUAUGUAAAUAAUGUAGAUAUGUAAAUAAUUAUUAUUGAGAACAUGCUCAAACAGCCUUAUAUAUUUAUAAUAGUACAAAUUUUAAAUAUUAGUCAAAAUUAUAUUUUUAUUGUUACUAAAUUAUAUUUUUCAUUAAAUAAAUUAGUAUCAUAAAAUUAUUAACUUAUUAUUUGUAUUAUCUUAAGAAUGGCUACAAGCUAUGAUUUUAUAUUUUUAGUAUAAGGUAUUUUUAAUUUUUAGUUAAGUUAUGUGAUAUAAUAUGUAAUUUUUUUUUUAUAUUUUCAAAAUUAUACUUAUAGAAAAUAAUAGGUAAUACAGAUAAGUAUUUUGAUGUACCAAUUAUAGGAUAUUUUAUUCUUCUAUAUGUAGAAUAAUUCCUUCCGUUUUCUAUACUUAAUAUCACUAUACAAACUAUUUAAUACUGUAUUUAGGUUUAAUAACUUGUUAUACAUUUGGUUAGACUAAAUAUAAUGUUGAAGAUAGAUUUUUAUUCAUUAACAAGUAGAUUUUAGUUGAUUAACUUAGCUAGAAUGCUCAAAUUGUAUUUAAUUAUGCAUCUUAUUUAAUCAUUAUACUUUAUAAUAAAUACUACACAGCCUCCACACUAUUCACAAGUCUCAUUUCUUUGAGAACUGACUAGGUAAAGCUACCACGCUAAGCAUGCAGUUAUUGUCAUUUCCUAAUUUCAUUAGUUGUUGUCACUGACUUUCUGUUUCCCUUAACGGCUAAUCGAAGAAUAAAAAUAAAAUCAAUAGUUACAAAUUGUUAUUGAUAUGUUUACAAUCGAAGUAACCAAUUAAUGAAAUAAUAUAGUCAAGCUCUUAUAAUUACAAUAACUUGUAUUUUUAUAACAAAAUAAUCAUAUAACUUACAAAUUUGAGUACAUACAUAGUAGUUUAAUAAUAAACUCAUACUUAGACAUAAAACCUUCAUAUUGAUGUUUAAAUGAACAUUUAAAAAAAAAAAAUUAAUACUGUUUCUCACAAGGUAUCAAAAUAUGUUUAAAAUAAAGCAAACUGCAGUACUCUUAAUAUUUUAUAUUAACUUUCCAAUUAGUGGUCCUUUUAAAUACAAUUGAAAAUGUCAAUAAAGUAAAAGUUUAUUAUUCUAACCAUGUACCACAGGUUAAUAUUAUACUUUUUAAUCUAAAAGUGUAACAUUUAAAGUAUUAAUUUAAGUAAUUAAUAGUUUUAAAUGUUUGUUCAUUUUAAAUACCAUGUAUUUUUACCAUAACUUGUGGUAAUUUAUGCGGUAAUAUUAUUUUGGAAUUAUUUUAUGUGUCCUCAAACGGAUAAAUAUAAAAAUUAAAAUGUUUUAUUUCAUGUCUUAGGCUGUGAUUCUAACUACCAUUUUAUUAUAAUUAUUUUUAAAUUCUCAUAAUUAAGCCUUUUUAUUAUUAUAAUAUUAAAAUUUUGAUCUCUGAUAAAAGAACAAGACUGUCUUAAUUUUUAGAGUUAUCAAUAUUUUUUGUAAUAGGCUUUAUACUAAUAACAGAGCAUUACAGUAGUUCACACGGUUUUUAACAAACGAUAUGCCACACUUAUAUUAAUGUAAAAGACAAACCAAGUGUACAAAAAGCAUAGUUAUAAUAAACCACACUACUCACCAAGAUGUUCUGUCUAUUAGUAUAGUUUACUUAAGAUUAUGUUUUUAAUUAAAUUUAACUACAUUAAUUAUAAGAAAUUAAUAUCAUUGUUAAAUGUUGGAGGCAAUGAAUGAUUUAAUAUGUUCUUAAUAUGACUUGUUAUUUGUUUUAAUUUUUAUGAACAUGAUUUAACAUUUAUAAUAUUUUUUUUUCAACUGGUUGUAUUGAUGUAAAUGUAUUUAUUUUUAUUCAACAUGUAUUCUUAUUAAUAUUUAGCGGUUUAGGAGGUGUAGACACAAAAGACUAUUAAUGUAUAUAAUUUAUUUGUAUGUAAUUUUAUUUUGUAAUUGAUGUUUAUGUAUGUAUUAACAUCAACAUAUUUAAGAUUUUUAGCACAAAAUUUGUUUAUUUGUGAUAUUAAUAUUUAUUAUAUUAGAAUGAUUAGAAAU
Messenger RNA from Rhopalosiphum padi (bird cherry-oat aphid), 3581 nucleotides. Its product is annotated as probable lysine-specific demethylase 4B. Gene Ontology annotation, biological process: chromatin remodeling. Bases 450 to 1523 code for a protein of 357 amino acids. The record is from RefSeq and is a predicted model, not a curated record. NCBI's taxonomy places the organism in Eukaryota, Metazoa, Arthropoda, Insecta, Hemiptera, Aphididae. The transcript is spliced from 8 exons. Gene Ontology annotation, cellular component: nucleus. Gene Ontology annotation, molecular function: histone H3K36 demethylase activity; histone H3K9 demethylase activity.